Sesamum indicum (sesame) is the source of this 1743-nucleotide messenger RNA. Its product is annotated as calcium-dependent protein kinase 26. The record is from RefSeq and is a predicted model, not a curated record. Gene Ontology annotation, molecular function: calcium ion binding; ATP binding; protein kinase activity. Gene Ontology annotation, biological process: protein phosphorylation. Lineage: Eukaryota; Viridiplantae; Streptophyta; Magnoliopsida; Lamiales; Pedaliaceae.
AAAGGAUGAAAAGGAAACUGCUCAAAUUCCUAAACCUGAGAAUGAAAAGCCUGAACCAGUAGAAGACUCCAAAGCCAAGAAACCGCACAAUGUUAAGAGAACGAUGAGUGUAGGCCUUCAAGUUGACUCUGUGCUAAAAACCAAAACAGGGCAUUUGAAAGAGCACUUUAAUUUGGGUCAUAAACUUGGGCACGGGCAGUUUGGGACGACUUUUCUCUGUGUGGAGAGGAAAACUGGGAAAGAAUAUGCUUGUAAAUCUAUCGCAAAGAGAAAAUUGCUGACUCAGGAAGAUGUGGAUGAUGUGAGGAGAGAAAUUGAGAUCAUGCAUCACUUGUCGGGCAACCCCAAUGUCAUCUCUAUUAAGGGGGCUUACGAGGAUGCCGUGGCGGUUCAUGUUGUCAUGGAACUUUGUACCGGGGGUGAGCUAUUCGACAGAAUUGUUAAACGGGGGCAUUACUCGGAGAAAAAGGCAGCUGAGCUUACUAGAACAAUAGUUGGUGUAAUAGAAACCUGUCAUUCUCUGGGAGUCAUGCAUAGGGACCUCAAGCCUGAGAAUUUUCUCUUUGUCAAUGAGGAUGAGGAUUCACCUUUAAAGGCCAUUGAUUUUGGACUGUCAAUGUUCUUUAAGCCAGGGGAAACUUUCACCGAUGUCGUUGGAAGUCCUUAUUAUGUUGCUCCAGAAGUUCUUUGUAAGCGUUAUGGACCAGAGGCAGAUGUCUGGAGUGCAGGUGUUAUAAUCUAUAUUCUUCUCUGUGGGGUGCCUCCAUUUUGGGGUGAGAGUGAACAAGAAAUAUUUCAAGAGGUUUUGCAUGGUGAUGUUGACCUCACUUCGGAUCCAUGGCCUAAAAUCUCUGACAGUGCAAAGGACCUAGUGAAAAAAAUGCUUGUACGGGAUCCAAGAAAGCGGUUAACGGCUCAUCAAGUUCUAUGUCAUCCGUGGGUGCAGGUUGACGGAGUAGCACCUGAUAAGCCUCUUGAUUCUGCAGUUUUAACUCGUUUGACGCAAUUCUCAGCUAUGGACAAGCUUAAGAAAAUGGCUCUCAGGGUUAUUGCGGAAAGUCUAUCUGAAGAAGAGAUUGCUGGGCUUAGAGAAAUGUUCAAAAUGAUAGACACAGAUAACAGCGGCCAUAUCACUUUCGAAGAGCUCAAGGCCGGCCUAAAACGAUUUGGAGCUAAUCUAAAAGAAUCUGAGAUAUACGAUUUGAUGAAGGCUGCAGAUGUUGACAAUAGUGGUACUAUCGACUACGGGGAGUUCAUAGCAGCAACGUUGCACCUUAACAAAAUAGAGAAGGAAGAUCAUCUCUUUAGAGCUUUUUCGUACUUUGACAAGGACGGGAGUGGUUAUAUUACACAAGACGAGCUACAGAAAGCUUGUGAAGAGUUUGGCAUAGAGGAUGUUCAAUUGGAGGAAAUGAUACGUGAAGCCGAUCAAAACAACGAUGGUCGGAUAGACUACAAUGAGUUUGUGGCCAUGAUGCAGAAAGGAAAUGCAGAUUUUGGUAAGAAGAGGUAUCAGAACAACUUCAACAUUGGAUUCAGGGAGGCCAUGCCUGUUUUCUAACAUGUAAACCAAGUUAUAACUCUUUCAUAUUUUUGUAAUAUAUUUUGAUGCUAUAUAGACUCCCAACUCCUUUUAGCUCAAUUUGAUUCAGAUAUUCUCCAUAUUACUAUUGUGUUUGUCCUAUAAUGCACCUUUAUAAGGUAGCAAGUUUUAUAUUUUCAAUCAAAUUUGAGAAUAGGAUC